AUGGAAAAAGUAACUAAUGCAAGGGCAAGAGAAAAAGCUAUUCUUGAAGACAAUGGUCCAGAGUAUGAAUUCUCAGGGGAAGCAGACUUGAACUUCCAAUUUUGUUGGCACCAAACACAUCUAGGCGCAGCAAUCCGAGUGCAGGAGGCUGUGGAUGCCAUGGUGAAAAAUGUAGAGAGAGAAAAUAUCAGGAAGAUGCAGUGCCUCGUGUUCUGGUGCAGUGCCAACUGCUGUGAGGUCAGCCAAGCGUCUAUGCAGCAGGUGCACCAAUGCAUCGAGCGCUGCCAUGCACCUCUAGCUCAAGGCCAGGCCUUGGUCACCAGUGAGCUGGAAAGGUUCCAGGACCACCUGGCUCGGUGCACCAUGCAUUGUAAUGACAAAGCCAAAGGCUCAAUAGAUGCAGGAAAUGAGGAGCUGCAAGUGAAACGAGAGCUGGACAGCUGUGUGGCCAAGCGUGUGGAUGACCACUUGCACCUCAUCCCAACAAUGACCAAGAAGAUGAAGGAGUCUCUGUCAUCCAUCAGGAAAUAAAAUUGUUUGCCAGGGACCACUGGGGCUGAGGGAAGGCUAUUUAAAAGGAAGAAUGGCACUUUAGUAUGAUAAGUAAUGUUUAUGAAUUAGGAAAACUCAGGACACAGCAAGUUCCAGGCAUAUGCUGCUCACCCCUGGAUACCAAUUCCUUUACAUCUGGAUCUUAGGAGG
Messenger RNA from Acomys russatus (golden spiny mouse), 702 nucleotides. RefSeq names its product protein FAM136A-like. Lineage: Eukaryota; Metazoa; Chordata; Mammalia; Rodentia; Muridae. Bases 1 to 531 code for a protein of 176 amino acids. Gene Ontology annotation, cellular component: cytoplasm. The record is from RefSeq and is a predicted model, not a curated record. The transcript has 2 exons.